Ictalurus furcatus (blue catfish) is the source of this 3009-nucleotide messenger RNA. RefSeq names its product nuclear body protein SP140-like protein. Gene Ontology annotation, molecular function: protein binding; DNA binding; DNA-binding transcription factor activity, RNA polymerase II-specific. Gene Ontology annotation, biological process: regulation of transcription by RNA polymerase II. The transcript has 14 exons. Gene Ontology annotation, cellular component: nucleus. Lineage: Eukaryota; Metazoa; Chordata; Actinopteri; Siluriformes; Ictaluridae. Bases 188 to 1654 code for a protein of 488 amino acids. The record is from RefSeq and is a predicted model, not a curated record.
CAUUGCAAUUACAGCCUGCCCAAUACCCAAGACCAAAAAGGGGACAAGGCAGUUCCGGGGGUUUUCUGGCUAUUAUCAAAGUGAACACCACUUAGUCCUACUCGGGAUCACAAAGGUUUUAUCGUCCACAGCAAAUCUUCAGUCAACACCACUCAGUCCUGUUUGCUAUCACAACGAGAGUAGAGAGAUGAACAGGAGCCGAGCGGAUAUUCUGUUAGAUCUUGUACCGCAGGAGGAGCUGAUUCGUUUUUUUCGCUGCAAGAAGACAGAGAUCUCAUAUGGCAUAGACGAACCGCUCCUUUUCCUCAACCAGCUCCGAGACCACGGUCUGGUACCUGAGGCUCUCUACCAGAAAGUCAUAAAGAUGAAAAGUAAGGAGAGAAAGCAGAAUGGUGUGUAUAAGAUUUUGGAAUGGCUGGAGAAGGAGCGAGAGGACUGUAUGAAGCUGUUUUGGAGUUGUGUGUUUCAGGAGCACAUCCUGCAGAAAUAUCCUUUUCUGCGCUCACUCCAAACCAGCUUUCUGGACGGAACUCACAGGAUUAAUGAACAGCUGCCCAGGGCAGAAAAGCUGACAGGAAAUGAGGAAAAGAAGGCAGAGCAAAAGAAAGUUGGAACAAAGAGAAAGAACAGUGCUGAUGAGACAGAGGAGGAGGGUGCAGCUCCUUCUGUGUCCAGCUCCAGCCAGAAGAAGCCCAUGUUAUACCCUAUUUCCGAGAUGGGGGAUUCCAGUGAUGACUUCGAAGAGUUCAGCGAAGAACAGGACAGGGAACAAGAAGAAGAGGAGGAAGAAGAGGACAGGGAACAAGAAGAAGAGGAGGAAGAAGAGGACAGCGAGCCAGUGGCUCUGUUUGAGGCUGCUGUUUUACCAGUCAGCUGUGGUUCAGUCAUUGGGGUUUUAGAUAAAAGCAGAUUUGCCGGGUUACAUUGUAAGAGCAUUCGUACAGAUGAGUGCUGGUGCACCCCUGAGGAGUUUGUAAAGCAGGGGUUAACUCUGACAGACGGCCACUGGAAGAAAGAUAUACUGUGUCAUGGCAAAACCCUUGUGUACCUGUUGAAGAUGAAAAUCCUGGAUAAGCAUCCACUGGGGUGUCGCUGUCAACUGUGCUGUCCUAAGGACCCACGGCACCAGGAUAAAGAUGAUCUGUGCUUCAUUUGUAAUGCUGGAGAAAAUGUGGUGUUCUGUACCGGAUGUCCACGAGCUUUCCACCAUCAAUGCCACUUACCAACACUACAGGACACUGCACUUGGGAGCAAUUGGAUGUGUACUUUCUGUGUGUUAAAGACUAACCAGAGUCUGUGGAUUCCGAAGAGCAGGAACGAUGCUUUGAACAGUCCUAUUUCCGGAAACAUCAUGCGCUGUCAAUAUUUGCUGUUGCAUUUAUAUAAGCAGGACACAAAGUGUGUGUUUACUACCGAUCCCUCACAAAAAGAGGAGAGAUACAGCAGUGUGAUUUCUAAUCCCAUGUGGUUGAACAAGGUGAAGACCAAACUGCAGAAAAACAAGUAUAAAACAGUGAAAGAGUUUGUGAGUGACAUUAAUCUCAUCUUCAACAACUGCCAAACUUUUAACAAGGAUAAUAAGUUCGGCAAGAUGGGAGCCAUAAUGAAAAAGAUCUUUCAGGAGGAGUUUGACACCAUCUUUAAAAUCCAGUAGCAUUUUUCCUCUUUCACAAACCUGCAUUUCAUUGGAAGAUUUAUAAUCAAAAGACAAAUACUGAUGUUAUUAUUAUUAUUAUUAUUGUUGUUAUUAUUUGCAUAUAACAUUGUUAGCAUCUGAUUAUUUAAUUUAACUUAUCUUCUAUAAUCCUUCUUGUUUAUUAUUGUGUUAGGUUACAGGUCUGUUAGGAUUUGUCUAAUUUGUGCAACCUGGAUACUAAAAAAAGUAUAUCUGAUUAUAUAUAUAUAUAUAUAUAUACAGCUUUAUAAUGUUGUAUGCAUUUAUUAUUUCAUGAAUUAAUGGUUUUAUAAUAAUUUCAUUUCAUCUUAAUAUGUUAGAUUUCUUAUUGUUUCAUUUCAGCAUUUAUAGUUUCACUUCCUUAUAUUGCAUUUAAUUUUUGAGUGUGUGUGAAAUGAUUUAUAAGUGUGCUUUUUACUCUAUAACAAUACACUCUGUGAUAUAUAUUUUUUUUACUUUUAAAGACAAUCAAAACCAGACCAAUUCAUAUCUUGUUGGCUUGCAUUCUUGGUUAAACUGAGCUUAAUUCAAUUAAAAUAAUAUAUAUAUAUAUAUUUGUCUUUAAUGAUCCAGUGAACUGCAUUGAUUUGCCAAUGUGAAAGUCGCAGACACAACGAAAAGUAAUAAAUAAAAACAUCAAGGAUGUGUUGAGAUGUCUACUUUACAAAGUAAAUUUUAAUAGAUAAAACCAAACACCCUGCACAUGUGGUGUUUCACGUGGAGUUUCAGGUUUAUUUGUACAUUCAAUGAUUUAUUUAUAUUUAUAUUUCACUUUGCUCCUUAAACUCAAACACUAAACCUUUUGUAUUAAAGAGCAAUGAUAUUAAUAUGCAAGCUCUAGAAAAAGUGCCAAAUAAAACGUCUUUGCUUUAUUCUCUUUUGUGCACCAUUAUCACUACUUCACUGUUGGUCAAAUUCAUCUUCUUAGAUCUUUUAACAUGCUUCAUAUCAUCCACAGAAAGCAGUGCUGUUAACAAGGUACUCUUUACUGGGCUUUUUAAAAGGAAGUUGUUUACCUAGGACCAUAUCUGAACAUUUGGGGACCCCAAGCGACAGUUAACUCAGGAGCCCCUCCCCCACCUCAAUCAUAUUAUUUUACUUGAACGACUGAACAGAAUUAAUACAUCGAUGUGGGAAAAACACAUCAAAAUACAAAUUUACAACAAAAUAAAUAAGUUUGACAAGGCCACAUCAGCAUUUUGUGAGACUCUCAAAAGCUGUCAUCAAAUACAGUGGCAAGAAAAAGUAUGUGAACCUUUUGGAAUUUCAUGGUUUUCUGCAUAAAUUUGUCAUAAAAGUUGAUCUGAGCUUCAUCUAAGUCAAGGAUAUUAACA